AUGGCGCGUACUAAGCAGACCGCCCGUAAGUCCACUGGCGGAAAGGCUCCCCGUAAGCAGUUGGCCACCAAGGCCGCCCGUAAAUCUGCUCCAGCUACAGGCGGUGUAAAAAAACCCCAUCGUUACAGGCCUGGUACCGUCGCUCUCCGUGAGAUCCGUCGUUACCAGAAAUCGACUGAGCUUCUCAUUCGCAAGCUGCCCUUCCAACGUCUUGUGCGCGAGAUUGCUCAGGAUUUCAAAACCGAUCUGCGUUUCCAGAGCUCGGCGGUCAUGGCUCUCCAGGAGGCGUCCGAGGCUUAUCUGGUCGGUCUCUUUGAAGACACCAAUCUAUGCGCCAUCCAUGCCAAACGUGUCACCAUUAUGCCUAAGGACAUCCAACUGGCUCGUCGUAUCCGCGGAGAGCGCGCUUGGCCGUUUUUUGGUGAUACCCGAAGGCAUAUAUGUGUGGUGGAGAAACUACUUGGAGGAAGUGUACUUGGUGACAGCUUUGGUUCCCUCAGACACGGCGUGUUUGGCCAACUCACCAGGGAGCAGCAGACCAUCACCUCUCGGGAGGUUCAGACCGCCGUCAGACAGUCAAAAAUGGCGCGUACUAAGCAGACCGCCCGUAAGUCCACUGGCGGAAAGGCUCCCCGUAAGCAGCUGGCCACCAAGGCCGCCCGUAAAUCUGCUCCAGCUACAGGCGGUGUAAAAAAACCCCAUCGUUACAGGCCUGGUACCGUCGCUCUCCGUGAGAUCCGUCGUUACCAGAAAUCGACUGAGCUUCUCAUUCGCAAGCUGCCCUUCCAACGUCUUGUGCGCGAGAUUGCUCAGGAUUUCAAAACCGAUCUGCGUUUCCAGAGCUCGGCGGUUAUGGCUCUCCAGGAGGCGUCCGAGGCUUAUCUGGUCGGUCUCUUUGAAGACACCAAUCUAUGCGCCAUCCAUGCCAAACGUGUCACCAUUAUGCCUAAGGACAUCCAACUGGCUCGUCGUAUCCGCGGAGAGCGCGCUUAAGUUACUGGAAUCUUUACUUCAGUAAGAAAAAAACGGCCCUUUUCAGGGCCACCAACAUCUAGAAGAUCAUGCGCUUUACUGUGCAUUCUCAAAUAAUUAAAUAUACUUUUGCAGACCAUUUACAUAUUAAGUAACUGGUAGUUUAUAGAUGAGUGAUGAAUAUGUCUGCUCAAUAUAUUGCGGGCAAAUUUCCAGUCAACCGCAAAGCAUCAUCAAUUGUCGAAAACUGCUUAAUUUGAAUAAAAUAGUAUUUUGGAAAAAAUGUGAAAGAAGAGCCAGAGGGACUUGUAGAAAAAUCCAGGAGAGCAAACUUAGUCACAUGGAAAGACACUAUAAGACGUAAAUUUUGAGUUUUUCGUUCGUUGCUGCCGUUAAGGAUUCUUUUGGAUGACCUCAACGACAAAAUUACGUGAUCUGCUCUUGGUCUCUAUAAUACACCACCUCAUGGGUUUACACCCCCAGUGCACCGUUAUGGCUACACAAGAGAUAUACCUAUGCGCACCAAACUUGCCUACGUUCUCAAAGUACGGCACCUUUUAAG
This is a messenger RNA of Varroa destructor (honeybee mite), 1534 nucleotides long. Its product is annotated as histone H3. Gene Ontology annotation, molecular function: structural constituent of chromatin; protein heterodimerization activity; DNA binding. The record is from RefSeq and is a predicted model, not a curated record. Lineage: Eukaryota; Metazoa; Arthropoda; Arachnida; Mesostigmata; Varroidae. Gene Ontology annotation, cellular component: nucleosome.